This is a messenger RNA of Vitis riparia (riverbank grape), 816 nucleotides long. Its product is annotated as endochitinase EP3-like. NCBI's taxonomy places the organism in Eukaryota, Viridiplantae, Streptophyta, Magnoliopsida, Vitales, Vitaceae. Gene Ontology annotation, biological process: cell wall macromolecule catabolic process; chitin catabolic process; carbohydrate metabolic process. The record is from RefSeq and is a predicted model, not a curated record. Gene Ontology annotation, molecular function: chitinase activity; chitin binding. The transcript is spliced from 2 exons. The coding region runs from base 1 to 816 and encodes 271 amino acids.
AUGGUUGCAAAGCUGGUAGCAAUCCUCAUUGUCGGAGUCCUCGCCGGAGCCCUCCCGUGGCCGGUGCUGGCUCAGAACUACAGCUGCAACGCUGGCCUGUGUUGCAGCCAAUUUGGGUUCUGCGGCACCGGGGUUAGAUACUGUGGCGACGGCUGCCAAGCCGGUCCUUGCUAUUCACCGCCUAGUGGUGGAGGUGAUGGGGGUUGUAUUUCGGUCGCAGAUGUUGUGACGGAGGAUUUCUUCGAUGGGAUUAUUAACCAGGUUGAUGCGAGCUGCGCCGGGAAGAACUUCUACACGCGCCGCGCCUUCCUUGAUGCUCUCAACUCCUACCCUGAGUUUGGCCAGGGUGGUUAUGCUAACGACUCUAAGCGUGAGAUCGCUGCUUUCUUUGCUCAUGCCACCCACGAGACUGGAUGCUUUUGUUACAUCGAGGAAAUUGAUGGUCCCUCUAAGAACUACUGUGUUGAGGAUACACGAUAUCCUUGUGUGCCUGGGAAGGGUUAUUAUGGUCGUGGUCCCCUUCAGAUAACGUGGAACUUUAAUUAUGGACCAGCGGGAGAGAGCAUAGGGUUCAAUGGCUCAAACAAUCCUGAAAUUGUGGCUAAUGAUCCAGUUAUUUCAUUCAAAACAGCCUUUUGGUUUUGGAUGAAAAAUGUGCACGAUAUCGUAAACAGAGGGUUUAGUGCAACGAUCCAUGCCAUCAAUGGCGCAGAGUGCAAUGGAGGAAACAGAGAUGCUGUCAACGCACGUGUCGAGUAUUACGAGGACUACUGCAAUCAACUUGGUGUUUUCCCUGGUGACAAUCUCCCUUGCUAG